Messenger RNA from Hippocampus comes (tiger tail seahorse), 1955 nucleotides. RefSeq names its product interferon-induced protein with tetratricopeptide repeats 1-like. The record is from RefSeq and is a predicted model, not a curated record. Gene Ontology annotation, cellular component: cytosol. The transcript is spliced from 2 exons. NCBI's taxonomy places the organism in Eukaryota, Metazoa, Chordata, Actinopteri, Syngnathiformes, Syngnathidae. Gene Ontology annotation, biological process: defense response to virus. Gene Ontology annotation, molecular function: protein binding. The coding region runs from base 26 to 1348 and encodes 440 amino acids.
AGCGAAACAGUUGGGUCCCAGCUACAUGAUGAGUUCUGUUCAGACUCAAACAACACUGAAGGCCAAGCUGGAGAGCCUGCAAUCUCACUUCACGUGGAACCUGAACCCCCAUAAAGCCAAACUUUUCCUUCUCAGAGAUAAGCUGGAAGACAUUGGAACUGCGGAAGGAUAUAACUGGCUGGGACAUAUUUACAACUUGCAGGGGUACAUACACUACCAUCUUGGGAGUACAAAAGAGGCCCUGCGGUUUUUUUGCAGAGCUGCGGAGGCGUUGCGUCAGAUGAGAAAUACUGUCUCAGAGGAGGGCCCUUGGCUAGUGGUCAACUAUGGGAACCUAGCUUGGCUGCACUACCACAUGGGAGAACAAGCAGAGAGUCAGACUUACCUGUCCAAGGUUGAUAUCCUUCUGAAUGAAUAUCCUUCACCAUGUCAAGAGGAACUCCACCCAGAGAUCUGCGCUGAAAAGGCCUGGGCUCUGAUGAAAUUUGGAAAAGACAGUACUCUUCUGGCUGUGCAAUAUUUUCAGAGAGCCAUCAGGAUGCAGCCAGAAAUGAUUGAGUGGCACUCCAGUUAUGUCUUAGCAUUAGUGAGUACUUUUAAGCUUUAUAAAACUCAACUAGAUGCAAACACUUUUGAGAAACUGAAAAUAGCUAAGAAACAUGACCCAAAUAACCUAUACCUUGCAACAAUUUACCUAGCAGCUUGUGCUGCUCGAGGAAGAAGAAUUGAUGGUAAAGCAUUGCAAUUGGCAAAAAAGAUUUUAAAAAAGCCUGCCAGCAGCUACAGUGGUAUUAAACCGUUACUUAAACUAUACAGAGUAUAUUUAUCAAUGGAUGAAGCUCUUGAUUUGGCAGAGGAAGCUCUUGAAAGACAUCCAGGGGAACGAUAUCUGAUGAGGUGUGCUGCAAUCUGCUACAAAAAGAAAAUUCUUUUGCACAGGGAUAUUCCGCCGGAACAAGUGGUGGUUGACAGGGCAAUCAGCCUCUAUAGAGAAGUGAUUGCUCUCUACCAUCAAUCAUCACUAAAGAGAAAAAUAACUCUUGCAAAUAUAUAUGUAAAGUCGACUCAGAACCAAGCUAAAGCUGAUGAGAUAUUUGCAGAACUACUAGAUCAGGGUGAACAGGAACCCGGGGACAGACAGAUGCUUUAUAACUACUAUGCAAAAUAUUUACACUCCAUUCAGAGGCAGAACUACAAGUCGAUAGAAUAUUACAUGAGGGCAGCGGCAAUACAGUAUCCAUCUGUCUAUCGUGGAAACAGCAUCCAAAUCCUGGAGAAAAUUAGGGAAAGGAAAAGAAACAGAAUGUGUAGAGAAAUAGAGGAGUUUCUAGACAUCUUACAAGACUGAACGAUUUGUUUACAGCACUUAGCACUGGCAUCCAACUAGCAUUAGAGUCACUGGAAGUACUGUAUGUAGUUUUCUGCUCCGAAAUACUUUUUUUGUUUGACAGGAAUUCUUUUUUAUUUAUCGCUAGAUUUUCACAUCACUUCUUUGAAUGAUUCAUUUUCUUUGACAUCAGAGACAAUUGAAUUUCAUGUGUAGAAUGCUGUUUGUAGUGUAAUAGCGCUAGCUUCGAGUGUGGGCCAAUAUGGUCGCUCCUGUUGAAAAUUUCAGUUGAAAGAGCAAAAGGAUAUGUAAUCUUGAACAUUGUUGGCUCAAGUCAAAGAGUCUGUGUUUGUGUAUCUGCAUGUGGAGUUACUGAGCGUGAGUUGUAGCCGAAAGCAGCUCUUGAAUGCAUGUACAUUCUGUACCGCUCAUAAUAAAGUGACUGAAGUGCAACAGCAACUGGGUCAUACUUGACCACAUACAAGGGCAUUUAACUAAGUAGGGCUUGGGUGUGUGCGUGUGUAAAAUGUACCAUUACAUUGUACAUGAACUCAUGAAAAUGAGUAUUUGUGUCUACUUUUAGAUUUACAGUAUAUAAGGCUUGUACGUAUUAUAACGAGAAUAAAAA